Messenger RNA from Geodia barretti, 347 nucleotides. NCBI's taxonomy places the organism in Eukaryota, Metazoa, Porifera, Demospongiae, Tetractinellida, Geodiidae. The record is from the annotation of a GenBank genome assembly.
AUUGAGUUGAGCAGGAGUGGCGAUCCAGUCAGAGACGUCCGCUGCCACCGACAUCUCGAGAGAGACGUGUGGGAGCAGUGAUUGUUUUAGUGAUGAGAGAGGAGGAGAACCCAAGAGUAGGAGACGUGACUUGAGACUCCGAGGGAGAGACGGGGUGAGGGGAGGAGGAAGAGGGAGGAAUGUGCUCCGUAGAGGAGGGAGGGAGGGAGGUGAGGGAGGUAAGGGUGGUGGGGGAGGGGGUGGCUGGGUCGUUGGAGAGCCGUCUCUUCUUGCUAGGCAGGAUGGUGGUCUGGACCAUGUUACGGAACUUGCCAACAGUUGGGUCGAUGUCCUCUGGAGAGACAGAG